Microdochium trichocladiopsis is the source of this 1124-nucleotide messenger RNA. RefSeq names its product putative NPP1 domain protein. The record is from RefSeq and is a predicted model, not a curated record. NCBI's taxonomy places the organism in Eukaryota, Fungi, Ascomycota, Sordariomycetes, Xylariales, Microdochiaceae. The transcript is spliced from 2 exons. Bases 254 to 973 code for a protein of 239 amino acids.
GACUGCGCACGCACGCACGCACGCACUUAUUUGACAUCGCCGCCAUGUUGACGAUCUGCCCACGAGGUAUAAAGGACGAUCCGCUCCUUCCCGCGGUGCCCACGACCGUCUUUUGGUCCUCACCCGCGCCCGGCCCCUCAUUCGCUUAUGCCCAACUUCGUGGUGUUCAUUCCUUACCCACGUCCCUUCAUUCGCUUCAUUAUACCCAACGUCGUGGUGUUUAAUCCAGAUACUCAACAAUAACAACAACAAGAUGAGAGUCUCAACCGCCUUUGCCCUCGUCGCCGCCGCCAUCGGCGUGCACUCCGCCCCCGUCGCCGAGCUUGCCACCCGCGCCGUCAUUGACCACGACAAGGUCGUCGGCUUCCCGCAGACCGUCCCCGCCGGCGCCGUCGGCAGCGCGUACCUGCGCUACCAGCCCUAUCUCAAGGUCGUCAACGGCUGCGUCCCGUUCCCUGCCGUCGACGCUCAGGGCAACACCAGCGGCGGCCUCUCCACCUCCGGCUCGUCCAACGGGGACUGCGCCAAGAACCUCGGCCAGGUGUAUGCGCGCGGCACUGCGUACAACGGGCGCUACGCCAUCAUGUACGGCUGGUACUGGCCCAAGGACUCGCCCUCGCCAGGCUUUGGCCACCGCCACGACUGGGAGUCGGCCAUUGUCUGGCUCGACGACGUCAAUAAGGCGAGCCCGACGAUCCUUGCCAUCUCGACCUCGGCACACGGCGGCUUCGACACGGAGACGUCGGGGCUGCAGCUCAGCGGCACCCGCCCCAAGAUCCAGUAUUACAGCACCUGGCCCGUCAACCACCAGCUCGGCACUACCAGCACCCAGGGCGGCGAGCAGCCCCUCGUCGCGUGGGAGAGCAUGACCCAGGCCGCUCGGGACGCGCUGCAGAACACGGACUUCGGCAGCGCCAAUGUGCCGUUCAAGGAUGGCAACUUCCUGAGCAAUCUCGCCGAGGCGUCCUUCUAGGCGAGCGGGAGCUGAGCAACGAGAGUAGAAUACAUGUAAUGUGACAUGGUCGAUAUAACGGAGAGUCCAUGAAGACCCGAUGUGCGUGACGCUGCGCGAAUGUGGAAUAUCCAGUGAAUAAAGUAUCCAUGCCUGCAACUGUGGCAGCACC